GACAGACCACAGACGUCGCUUCAUUUUCGUUACAUUUUGGACGCGGGAGAGAAUUGUUUUUCUAAAUUUGAGUAGGGCUGCUGCAAAAUCAUCAAAAUGGAUCUAUUGGACCUGAAACUGGAGAAUAUGUUGGAGUACGAUCCCGACUUGAAGAGCUUGCAGGGAAACCCCCAAAUGUUGUACUAUCGCCAGCCGACUGCACGUGAAUAUCCGCUGGAUCUGAACAAGGGCUAUGCUGAGUACAUACCACGAAGGGGGAACUUUCUGCGCGCCUUCGGUGUGUUGCAGCACCAUGUGAUGCAUUUGCGGGAGCCGCGCCAGCUGCUCGACCAGACGCACUUCUUCCUCAAUCGCGGCACAAUGAUCAAGUUCAUGGGCGAUCGCACUUUUUGCGAAUUCAACUUCGCAGCCAGCCGCUUCAAGGGCUGCAUCUAUGUGCGCUGCCUAAGUGAAGACGUCGAUAAGCGAAACUUCAGGCCAAAGAAGACUAGAACCCAUCCCUACAAGGCACGCCAGUACGUGUUCACAAGUUCUCCUGGUGAGCCGCCAAACCCCGAUGCUCCAGUGGAUGAGCGCAAGCAGGUGUAUGGAGUGUUCUCGGCCCAAUUGGGAGACUUUCGACUGCUUUACUCCGCUGAAGUUAGUGGUGUGUGGAACAAGGAGCCACUUGGCGAUCUCAACGAUCCAGUGGUGCUAAAGAGAUGCCGCCGUGCAACGGUCCGGAUUGAGUACGCAAAUCAGACCGAGCCUAGGCCAUUGUGGUUGAUGCAGUCCUAUUUGGGGGGCAUCGGUCAGAUAGCCAUUGCAAAACCAAAUAAGAGCGGCCUUGUCUGCGGCCCAAUCAAAGUUGUGUCUUGUGCCGAAAAGCUGGGGAAGUGCAAAUUCAACAUACAGGAUGGCCUCAAACAAAUGCACGAGAUUCUGGCGCAGAUCAGCAGCAGGCUGGCCAACGAGGACAAUCCGGAAAUGGAACUAAAAUUUAAAAUUGUUUGUGGCUCAAUUCUAUUUGAAGACCACCUUCAGUCGGUGGACCCUCCAGGCAAUUUUGAUCAGAAGUUUAUCGAUUUUACCAAUCAGUUGUACAUCCCCAAGUAGGCGAUCCAUUCCGCGCGAGUGAUGUGCAUUUUUGUGUUUGUUUUUGUUGGAACAGUUCUAAGUUU
Molecule: messenger RNA, 1160 nt
Organism: Drosophila guanche
Lineage: Eukaryota; Metazoa; Arthropoda; Insecta; Diptera; Drosophilidae
Exons: 4
Coding region: 97-1095 (332 amino acids)
Biological process (GO): NAD-cap decapping; nuclear-transcribed mRNA catabolic process
Cellular component (GO): cytosol; nucleus
Molecular function (GO): mRNA 5'-diphosphatase activity
Source: RefSeq, a predicted model, not a curated record